AUGGAGCGGGGCGGCAGCGGCGAGAACGGCACCGGGAGAACCGGGAACGGCACCGGGAACAGCGGGAAUGACUCCGGGAAUGACUCCGGGAAUAACUCCGGGAACAGCGCCGGGAACGGCCCCGGGAGCGGGCUGGCAGCGCCGCCUGGCGGCCGCGGGCCCGGCUCGGCCCCGGCACGGCACUGCCAGCCCCCCGCCCAGUGCCUCAGCCGCUCCCGGCAGCUGCUGGAGGCCGCCAGCGCCUCCCCGCAGCGCCUGAAGGAAUCCAACGUCCUGGGAUUCGAGUGCACCCUCGAGGAGGUGGAUCUGCAGGACAUCACUGAGAACCAGCUGAACACCCUCAGAGCCUGCAGAGCCCAGGACCCAGGGCCUGGAAAUUGCCCAGCCCUGGAAAAAUCAACUUUCGAUGAGGGGAAAUGCCUGCGGGGCAUCUCUGAGGACGUGAGAGCCUACAGGGCACAGCUGAGGAGCCUGCCCGACCCCCAGCUGCUGGCAGCCCUGGACGGGAUGAUGGAGGUGAGGAUUCCUGCCCCGCGGAGCCCCAAAUUCAGCAGCUGGGGAGGGGAAACCUCGAUUUCCCCUCCAAACAUUGAAAGAUCGUCGGGAUCGUCGGGAUCAUCGGGAUCGUCGGGAUCGUUGCCGUUCGCGGAGCGGCUGCGGCUCUGCGGGGCCCUCCUGGCCCUGCGCAUCCGCAGCGUCACCAUCUGCAGGGUGCUGAGCUUCCUCAGCUCCCCCUGAUCCCCAGGAGAUCCCGGGGGGAAAACGCCCGCUGAGGAUCCCACGGAAUUCCCACAAGCUGUUUUCAGGGAGUUGCGCCUUCGAAGCUUUGUUAAAUUCCCGGGGUUUGGGGAUUUAAGCUACAUCUGAGCACCAAAAUGUUCCUAAAUCUGAUUUACUCGCAUUUAAUCUGCUGAUCCCUCAGGGACUGAGAGCCGUUCAUGGUAAUUCCUCUUCUUGGGGAUCCCUUCCACCUCGGGAUAUUCCAUUCCAUGAUUUAUUUGGGAUCGCAUUCCAUUCUGUUCCCUGAUUUAUGGCGACAUUCCUUGAUUAGAGAUUCCAUUCUAUUUCAUGAGUUAUGGUGAUAUUCCUUCAUUUAGGAUGAUAUCCCAGUCCAUUCCGAUUUAUGAUGAUAUUCCUUGAUUUAUUUAUGAUGAUAUUCCUUGAUUUAUUUAUGAUGAGAUGCCCUGAUUUAUUUAUGA
Motacilla alba alba is the source of this 1199-nucleotide messenger RNA. RefSeq names its product interleukin 12A (gene IL12A). NCBI's taxonomy places the organism in Eukaryota, Metazoa, Chordata, Aves, Passeriformes, Motacillidae. The transcript is spliced from 6 exons. Gene Ontology annotation, molecular function: growth factor activity; interleukin-12 receptor binding. Gene Ontology annotation, cellular component: extracellular region. Bases 1 to 738 code for a protein of 245 amino acids. Gene Ontology annotation, biological process: immune response. The record is from RefSeq and is a predicted model, not a curated record.